CCACGUCGUAAACAUGCAAUAAUUGACCAAAUCCCCAGCAUCUUGCCCACCAAUUUGAGCCGGAAUCUCGGCCAGCCAGCCACUUCGCAGGCAUACUGCAAUCUCCAUGCAGCCAGCCUGAGUUUCACUCGUUUACUUCGGGAACAAUGGCCGGUCCUUCACCUCACAAGCCCCGCAACAGGGCAAAGAAGCCGGCCGGUGCGUCCCAGCUACGAACCAGCAUCACCGACAACACUCUUUCCCCUAGCGAAACUGUUAUAAAGACGCCUCUGUUCCCGCUUGCUUCACUGCUAUGGCCGGCACGGGGAUCGACCUCGCAAUGGAACGUUCUACCAUUCAUCCUGAUGGCCGUGGGACUGUUUCGCUGGGCUGCUGGCCUCUGGGGAUAUUCAGGACACCAAAAGCCCCCAAUGUUCGGCGACUACGAAGCCCAAAGGCACUGGAUGGAGAUUACGACGAAGCUCCCCAUCUCUCAGUGGUACUUCCACGACCUGGAGUGGUGGGGUUUGGACUACCCUCCACUGACCGCGUACCAUAGCUGGCUCUGUGGUCGGAUCGGCGCGCUCGUCAACCCGGACUGGUUCGCCCUGUACACCUCACGAGGCCUGGAAGACCCGACGCUAAAGAUUUUCAUGCGAGCUACCGCCAUGGUGUCAGAAUACCUCAUCUACAUCCCUGCCACCGUGAUCUUCGUGAGGAGAUUCAGCAGGGCCUGUGGCGCAUCGACCUGGUCUGCAUCACUGGCGUUGGUUGCCAUUCUGAUGCAGCCUGCGACCAUACUCAUUGACCAUGUGCACUUCCAGUAUAACACGGUCAUGCUCGGAUUCGUCAUCGCCACCCUGUCCAACAUACUUGCCGGGCGGUACAUGUGGUCCGCUGUCUUCUUCGUCGCUGCGCUGGGGUUCAAGCAGAUGGCGCUCUACUACGCCUUUGCUAUAUUUUCGUUCCUGCUGGGCAUCUGCAUCUCGCCCAGGCUCAACCCGUCCCGAUUUAUUGGCAUAGCGCUAGUCACGAUCGCUGCAUUCGCCAUUCUUGUCCUGCCUAUUGUUUUAGGCACACUCUACGAUGUGCGCCGAGGAAUCGGCCCUCACCCAGGCAUCGACGGCCCGCCUCCUUCUCUUCCGCUCUUCCCCCAGCUGGCCCACUACCUCGAUCCCGAGGCCAGCUACUAUCCAGUCAUUGAGCAGUUGCUGCAGAUGGUGCAUAGGAUUUUCCCCUUUGCCCGGGGGCUAUUCGAGGACAAGGUCGCAAACUUUUGGUGCGCCCUUAACGUCGUCAUCAAACUGCGCAAAUAUCCUUCCGAUCUUCUCCAGAAGGCAGCUCUCGUCUUCACUCUCGCGUCCAUCAUCCCGCCGAAUCUGAUUCUGCUCCUCCGACCUCGGAAGCAGCUCCUGCCGGCCGCGCUAGCGGCCACCGCAUGGGGGUUCUUCCUCUUCAGCUACCAGGUCCACGAGAAGAGCGUUCUGCUUCCCCUGAUGCCCAUGACGCUCAUGCUCACGGGCAAGCGAGGCCUGUCGAGGGACAGCGACUUCCGCGCCUGGGUCGGCUUCGCGAACCUGUUAGGUGCGUGGACCAUGUUCCCGUUGCUGCAGCGCGUCGACCUUGGCGUGCCGUACGCGGUCAUUACGCUGCUUUGGGCCUAUCUCCUUGGCCUUCCACCGACGUCGUUGAGCGCCUACUUCCCGGACGGCCAGUCUCCCUGGCUGAAAUGGGGAACAGCCGUACUCCAUGGCGUUUUUUAUGCGGCCAUGGCCGCGUGGCAUGUCGUGGAGGCUUUCAUCAUGCCGCCGGCCGACAAGCCGGACCUCUGGGUCGUGGUCAACGUGGGUAUCGGCUGUGCUGGGUUUGUUCUGUGCUACCUCUGGUGCCUGUGGCAGCUCGUUGUGCAGAGUGACCUGUUGCCGGUGGCAGGGCAAGGGAAGGGGAAAGUGGCUGACUUGAGGAAGACCAAAUAAGACGGGAGAAAGGGGUGGAAUGAUUGGACAUCUAGCUCAGAUGGGGGGGUUCUGCGCUGUUGAGUUCUCUGUACCAAAGCCACGUUAUGAUACCAUUUGCUGCAUAAAUGCUGAGGCAUACGUUUGAUGGAGGUCUUUCAUAAUUAUAUGCUUCCCAAGGCUGUUCUUGCGAUUCUGGAUGACCAUGAACUCGUACCGGUGCAGACAGUCGUCGUCGAACCGAUUUCCUGUACCUAGGUACUUAGUUGGGAAAAUGCUCACGUGAUCUUAAAAUGACGAUGCCCCCCUGAACUGAACUGAACUGACAUUCCAAGUCGUGAACAGGACAUGUCCAAGCGGUGACAUUGGCUUGUC
Molecule: messenger RNA, 2309 nt
Organism: Sodiomyces alkalinus F11
Lineage: Eukaryota; Fungi; Ascomycota; Sordariomycetes; Glomerellales; Plectosphaerellaceae
Product: family 57 glycosyltransferase
Exons: 2
Coding region: 147-1955 (602 amino acids)
Biological process (GO): protein N-linked glycosylation
Cellular component (GO): endoplasmic reticulum membrane
Molecular function (GO): dolichyl pyrophosphate Man9GlcNAc2 alpha-1,3-glucosyltransferase activity
Source: RefSeq, a predicted model, not a curated record